Talaromyces amestolkiae is the source of this 3006-nucleotide messenger RNA. RefSeq lists its product as uncharacterized. Gene Ontology annotation, biological process: actin cytoskeleton organization. The record is from RefSeq and is a predicted model, not a curated record. Bases 1 to 3006 code for a protein of 1001 amino acids. NCBI's taxonomy places the organism in Eukaryota, Fungi, Ascomycota, Eurotiomycetes, Eurotiales, Trichocomaceae. The transcript is spliced from 3 exons. Gene Ontology annotation, molecular function: protein binding. Gene Ontology annotation, cellular component: plasma membrane.
AUGGCCCAGACACCUCUAUCUCGCCAGGCUCAGCCCGGCGAUCUUCUACUUGUGAUCCAUAAUUUUGAUGCUCGUGGAGAAGACGAACUCACUUUGCGACGUGGUGAGAAGGUCCAAUUGGUCGAAUUGGACGAGGGCUUCGGCGACGGAUGGUAUUUGGGGAAGCAUACAGCGACAGGCAAGACCGGUCUAUUUCCAGGAGUUUACACUACCCUCCCCCCGAGAUUGAACGUGCGACGACCGGCAACCGCCUCGUCGAGUGCUUCCGAGACCGCCAGUACCACUGAUAGUGCUGGAGGCAUCAGCGCGGAAGGAAUCAGUGCCUCACCGAUCGAGUUUGAAGGAAAAGGCGAAACAACCCCGCAGGCUUCAAGGCGUGUUAGCGCUGCCGAGGCUCCGGAUCUGAAUCUGGAUAGCAUGGAGGAAGUCGCGUCCCCAGUCCUCAAACAACCUCAACGUUCAACUUCAAGUCCUCUUCCAUCAUCACCCUCGCUUGCGACCAGCAUUCAGCGCACAAUCAGCCAGACUUUUGGUAACCAUUUGAAUGGCGGCGACUCUCCUGUGAUGAACGAAACGCUCAGUGUGAUCGACGAACAUAUCACCGACCUUAACACUCCUCGUCACAGUGUAACACAAGAAUCCAAAGCUGUCACUGAUUCAGGAAGCGAAUAUAGCAGCCAUGUUGGACAUCGCCUAUCAUACAUCAACGGUCAUGAAACCGACGAGGAAGAAGGAGGCCAUCUCACGGAGGACGAAGUUCGCAGAUGGGACCACCUCGAGACGGCUCGCUACUUACGCGGUCUAGGUGUUGAUGCACAUCACUGCGAUAUUUUCCAAGAACAAGAGAUUACUGGUGAUGUGCUGCUGGAAAUGGGCCAAGAAUUUCUGCUGAUGAAAGAAUUCGAUUUUGGCGUCAUGGGACGGAGGCUGAAAACUUGGCAUAAAAUCAAAGCUCUUCAAGAAGAAGUCAAAGGCAUCCAGCAGCCCCAGUCAGGUUCCAUAUCUAGCUACUAUCCAGUAGACGAACCAGAGCGAUCCUCCAGCCGCGCCGCGCAAAACUCGACUUUCCUACCCCGAAUUCCGAGUCUUUCUGGCGACAAGCGACCCAGUACCGCGAUAAUACCACCUCGACGCAUGUCGACGUUGCUCCAAGGCAGUCCUAGUUCGCCAUCGACUGCUACGAUGGGUCGAGAACUAGUUGGGCGUCCUUCAGCAGCUUCAAUCCGUGAAUUUAACCAUACUCGCCGUCACUCAUCAAUGGAUUCAUCCCCCAACCUCAGUCAAGCUGCCGCUGCCCAUAAUAAGAAGGGAUCAUUUGAUCGCUCAUGGACCAUGAUAAAUGGAAAUCCACCUUUUGCCAGUCGACCUGGGACUGCCGCUGAAGCAACAGACGAGGACAUUGUGCUUCAGCAGAACUUUCUGGACAAGGCUGACACAUCACAGGAGGACUCUCCACGUAUUGGAGUGCCUUACGAGAGCCUUGACCGUGGCUACUUUUCUGGCGGAGAAGUGGAGACUCGUCGAACUCGCAAAUUGUUACGGAAGCGCGAAUCAGGUGCUGGAAGCGUCAGCCAUUCAAGAAAGUCCAGCUACGUGGAUGAAAAGUCCACUCGCCGACACUCUCGCUUUGGAAGUAUUGGGAGCACUGAUUCUAUACAGAAUUCGACGUCCCGAGUGUCAGUGGCUUCCAAGGGCUAUCACGGCGGUUCCAUGAAAGGCCGAGUUCGAAGCGCCGGAGGUCAGGUUGCAGAUCCCGCUUCUGGGCAUCCUGCUAUGGCAUCGUUGGAUGGAAAAAUCGGCGGCACACCUCCUUCAUUUUCACCCUUUGCUGGAAGAAAUGAUAUGGAAACAACUGGUCGUUCCUCCCCAUUACCGUUCUCCGGCAUUCGAAACGUCGGGCCCAGAUUCCGCCGUGCUGUCGGGCUUCGCACAACGUCAGACAGCACCAGUGGAGCGCUGAAUGCCCAAGAAGCAACGCCACCAAUAUCGCCCAUCAGAGAUUUUACUCCAUUCGGACUUGGUAGGACUGGUUCUACGACACCAUCGGCAACCUCCAAGAGCUCCGAGCGCCACAGUACAGACGGUUCGGGCAAAGCCGUCGACGGCAUCGUGCCUUUCCCUGUCCCAAGAGUCGCGUCGAAGACGGGCAGCAAAACCAAGAAGCACACUAGCGCCUACAUGCGUGGCUUGGAGAAGAAGAGCCCCCAGGAACAAAUGGUGGGCUGCGAGUACAGCGGUUGGAUGAAGAAACGUUCGGCAAACUUGAUGACGACCUGGAAGCCACGCUUGUUCGUCUUGCGUGGCCGACGUCUGUCUUAUUACUAUUCAGAAAAUGAUACAGAGGAACGUGGUCUUAUUGAUAUAACUGCGCAUCGUGUCUUACGUGCUGACAAUGAUCCGCUGACUGCCCUUCACGCGACAAUCACUGGAGCGAAAGCUUCUCCUACCUCGCCAGAGGGCUCAAUCAAAUCUCCGAUGGACAAAGCAUUCGAUGCUGCUGGUUCUCCGAAGUCAUCUGAUGGACCUUUCAUCUUCAAGCUAGUGCCUCCCAAGAGCGGUACAUCGCGAACCGUGCAAUUCACACGACCCACGAUCCAUUAUUUUCAAGUUGACAGUGUUCAAGAAGGACGUCUUUGGAUGGCUGCCUUGAUGAAAGCGACUAUUGAUCGCGACUUGAGUCGGCCUGUGGAGACCACCAACAAGCAAAAGACCAUCAGCUUGAAGCAGGCACGGAUGAUGAAUCAGCGACCUCCCGCCUUGAUGGAGCCAGAACCGCCCAUCCCUCAGAACAAAGAAGUGGGAGAAGUGACGGGCGAACAAGACGCUGAUGAUGGGGGGUUGAAGAUUCAAGGACUGAAUCUUGACAAAACGAAUAGCAAUGGUUCUUCUCAUGAUGGCAACGGUCUUGUCAAUGAGGGUGACACUGACGCUAGCCGAGGGGAAGAUAUAUCGGCAAUUCCUACAGACGACAUCUUAUCACGACCUUCAGAAUCCUUCCUUUCGUGA